Penaeus vannamei (Pacific white shrimp) is the source of this 2571-nucleotide messenger RNA. The record is from RefSeq and is a predicted model, not a curated record. Lineage: Eukaryota; Metazoa; Arthropoda; Malacostraca; Decapoda; Penaeidae.
AUGGCAGCGGCGGAGGGAGAGCGCGAGAACUGGGACGUCGUGGGCGAGUACACCAACAAGACCCUGCGACUGAAGGCUGAUCGCUGGACCAAGAUCGUGCAGCAUGAAGACACUCGCUCCACGCUCUUGGAUUUCCUCGACUCGAGCGCCGAGCAGGUGGUGUUAAGUCAGAACAUGUCCAGUCAGCUGGUGGCCACCUCUGAAGUCCCAGCUGGCUUACGGACGAAAGGUGUGUACUUCCUGAAGACGAGCGACGUCCCCCUCAACCGCGAGGAGGAGACCAGCAACGUCCGCGACCAUGUUAUCUUUGGCGACAUUUCACCACAGCCUCUGGACCAGCUCUCAACGCUCAUCGAAGAGGUGUUCAUCCCUCUGCUGGAGAACCCCGGCAAUCGAGAGGGAUGGCCGGACAUGGUCAAAGAGGACGUGUCCCGCCAGCUCUACUCUCUCAGGGGUACUGUGUAUCGCAUGUGGGGACAACUGCGAGGACAGACGCUUCUGCCGCUGCCCUUUGGCAUGGAUGCUCUCGAAAAGGCAGAGAGACAUGCACUCGAGACAGGAGAGAUGACGGACUCGCAGCUGAAGAGCGCCAUCGAGGGCGUGGUGAUCAAGUGGGUGCACCAGGUGGACGAGGUGCUCAACCAGGACACGGACGACCUGGCUGGACCCGACCACUUCCCGACGCCGCUCGAGGAGAUCACCUUCUGGAGCAAACGGCGAGAGAACUUUAGUCAUAUAGCUAAGCAACUAAAAGAUAAGAAGGUGAUGAUGAUGUCCAAUAUCUUGGAGGUAACAGAAUCAGCUUACUAUCCAGCCUUCGUCAAGAUGUGCGCUGACGUUAACAUGGCCGUGCACGAGGCGCGCGACAUCAUGAUCCACCUGUCGCCUCUGAAGCCCAUGCUGGAGGAGAUGGAGUCGAUGGAGUUCCAGGAAGCGCCGCCGCUCAUCCCGCCGCUCGUGCACUGCAUCUGCCUCCUGUGGGCGCACUGCCCCGACUACCGCAAGCCGGACCGCAUCGUCACGCUCUUCAGGGAGAUCACCAACCUCCUCAUCGGCAUGGGAAGAGCCUUCAUAGGCACCAUAGGGUUUCAGGCUGAGACAGCGGAGCCCCUGCAGAAAAUCAACACCUGUAGCUCCGUCCUCAAAACCUUCAGAGACAGCUUCGAGGAGCACCGAUCGAAGGUGGACACGUACUUCUCCGAGGGUGAGCGUCCCCGCCGAUGGGAGUUCCACCCCACUCACGCCUUCGCCCGGAUGGACCAGUUUCUUGUCCGUCUCGCCAACAUCAAGGAAAUAUUUGACAUUGCCAAAGAAUUCCUCAAGAUAGAGAAAGUGGAAUUCGGCGGACCUAAAGGCAAGGUUCUGGGGGCUAGUGUCUCUGCUGUUUACAGCGAGUUCAACGAGGCCUACACCGCCUUCUCCAUCCGCACCUACGACUGCCUGGACCCCGCCGAGGCCGACUUCGACGAGAGCCACCGCCAAUUCAAGAAGAAAGUGACGGAGCUCGAGCAGCGCCUCAGCCUCAUCGUAAACCACGCCCUCCAGGAGAGCCAGAGUCCCGAGGCCUACUUCAAGGUGGUUGAACUGCUUGGGAGCAUCCUCGAGCGGCCGAUCAUUCAGGCGGAAUACACCAUCUGUCUGCCGCACUUGCUUCAGCUCCUUAAGCAGGAGAUCGAGACGGCUAAGGAACUGUUCGAGAACUGGCAGCACAGCAGCGGGAUCGUCGUGGUUGACGCGUUCGACGACGACGAGGAUGACGACGAUGAAGGUCGGGAGGACGAGCACAGGCGACCCUCGGAGGACGAGCAGGAGGAGGAGGAGGCAGAGGAGGACGCCGAGGAGAACAAGGCGACGCAUCGCUACUUCCCUCCCGUGGUCGGCAAACUCAAGUAUCUGAAGGAGGUGCAGAACCGCGUCAGCAAUAACAUAAAGUUGUUCUCCGAGCUAAAGCAUCCCAUGGUGUCGAGCGAAGAGGGCGCGGCACUGCUGAAGCAGUGGCAGGAUGUGGAGGCCGGCCUGGACGCGUCCAUGAGGACCGUGGUGGACGAGUGGAAGGUCAUCGCGUCCGCCGACUACACCGGCCCGCUCAGCCAGCCGCUGCUGCACCGCUGCCAGGACAACACGCUCGCCGUCAACUUCAGUCCCGAGCUGGUGCGGGUGCUGAGAGAGCUCCGCUACGUGUGGGUCCUGGGCGAGGACCUCUCCGAGGGCACCGAGCUCGCCUCUCGACGCGAGACCUUCCGCAAAUACACCGCGAAUCUGCAACUGGUCACGGACUGGUACAACCAUAUUCGGACAAAUACAAACGAGGUGGAGUUCAGCCUGAUCCGGAAAGAAAUGGAGGAGAUAGACGCGGCGGUGCUGAAGGCAGAGGCAGAAUUCACUUGGAAUUCCGAUGAAUAUGCUUCUUUCACUGUUGACUUCAUUGGUCAGUUACUUUCAGAUAUGUUCAGGUUUAAUUCUCUUUCAGCUCAUACCAGCUAUUCAUUUGGAUUAAAUCUUGCAUCUACUGUAGACUAUUUACACGUGUCUAAAGAGAAGUCAUACAAGACAGUCAUUUACAAUCAGUAA